Molecule: messenger RNA, 1329 nt
Organism: Pisolithus orientalis
Lineage: Eukaryota; Fungi; Basidiomycota; Agaricomycetes; Boletales; Pisolithaceae
Product: P-loop containing nucleoside triphosphate hydrolase protein
Exons: 4
Coding region: 1-1329 (442 amino acids)
Biological process (GO): telomere maintenance via recombination; resolution of mitotic recombination intermediates; t-circle formation
Cellular component (GO): Rad51C-XRCC3 complex; replication fork
Molecular function (GO): ATP-dependent DNA damage sensor activity; four-way junction DNA binding; ATP binding
Source: RefSeq, a predicted model, not a curated record
AUGGAAUAUCCGCUUGUACAAUCACUUUUGACACUCUCAAACCAACAGAAGGCAGUCCUGUCGAAAGGUGGCUUCAAGGACAUCGCAGACAUCCUUCUGGCCACCCCGAGCGAGCUCUCGAGAGCUUGCCGAAUCCCACCCCAAGAAGCGAACGAGGUCAUCGCUCGCAUUUGUCAAGAACGGGCGCAGCCCCUGCGACGCCUCGCGGACAUCUUGGCAGAUGAGCACGACGAGAAGUUUACUACCGGGGAUGCCGAACUCGAUACUCUCCUCGGAGGCGGCAUCAGAACUGGCAUGAUCUGGGAGACAGCCGGCGAGAGUGCUGCCGGGAAGACUCAGCUUGCUCUCCAGUUAUCGCUGUUCGUCCAACUACCUCCAAGCUUUGGCGGCCUUUCCGGAGCUGCAUGUUAUAUCACGGUUGCCUCCCGCCUGCAAACAACGCGGUUGGAACAGAUGCUAGAUGCUCAUCCCAUGCUUUCACCCUCGACAUGUGGUCUCUCAAAUAUCCAAACCAUCCAAACACCGACCAUAGAAAAACUCAUCUACGUCUUGUCUACCUUCCUUCCCCAGCAUAUCUCAACACGGUUGUCCGAUCCGACCUCAAGACCUUUGAAACUUGUGGUCAUUGACGCCCUCGCAGAGCUGUUUCAUGAUAUCGCAAAGACGACUACCCAGGACUCUCGUGGGGCGCUUGCAAGUAGAUAUCGCAUCGCUAUUUGGGUUCUGAACGAGGUCACCGACGUUCUCACACGCGACCAACCUCCGGACAACACGGUAAUGGGUUAUCGUGACCAAGCAAUGUGGUUUGGUUGCGCUAACAGCAUUCCUGGUGAGGAUAGAAAGGAGGCAUCACUUGGCCUCGUAUGGGCUAACCAGGUGAAUGCUCGGAUAUUCCUCACCCGGACAGGCAGACGUCGAUAUCUAGGAGAAGGGGGGAAUGAUGAACCUACCUUGAUUAGGCGCCUUUCCAUCGUAUUCAGCUCGGUAUCGUUGCCAGCAUCUUGCGAUUACAUCGUCACAACGCAGGGUGUCUGUGUGAUCGCAGGGAGUACGACACUACCCACUGCAACUCACGAGACACCCGUGAACGUGGCAGAUGCAGUGUCCAGUUUACACAAGGCCGAUGACGGCAACCGUAACCAAUGUGACCAAUUGCCACCGUUGGAUAUUGGAUGUGUUGAGGACAGCCGUGUUGCGGAGACUAGAGCACCAACACCAGAGUCUGAUGCAGAGGACGAAUGGGAAUCUUUCUGGGCGUUAAACACCUUACCAGAGGACACAUAUAGUCAGAUAGCCCUGGGUGGUUCGUCUCUUCCGCCCGCAGCAUGA